Messenger RNA from Olea europaea var. sylvestris, 941 nucleotides. Its product is annotated as imidazoleglycerol-phosphate dehydratase-like. Gene Ontology annotation, biological process: L-histidine biosynthetic process. NCBI's taxonomy places the organism in Eukaryota, Viridiplantae, Streptophyta, Magnoliopsida, Lamiales, Oleaceae. The transcript is spliced from 6 exons. The coding region runs from base 117 to 806 and encodes 229 amino acids. The record is from RefSeq and is a predicted model, not a curated record. Gene Ontology annotation, molecular function: imidazoleglycerol-phosphate dehydratase activity.
GACUUUUUUAAUUUUCAAAAUUGCACACGUGUAUAGUACGUAUUUAGUUGAGGAGUGCUAUUCCCUUCCUCCGCCACUCACUCCUCCGAGCACCACCCGUGGCAGCCGCCUACUACAUGGAGGUUUCGAUUCGUCAUCGUAUCUUUAAUUCUUCUACCUUAACCCCAGCUUGGUUGUCCAGAACACGAUUUAACCUCUCUCAACCGGUUCUUCUCCCCGCUCGCCUUCGUAAGUCGCAUCUCCUCCGAACCCUCUUUCCAAUAAUGGACUCUCGCUCUCACUUUACAAUCCCUCACGCCUUCGAUGCUAAUGGGUCUCCUUCGAUGACGAAAGAACUGGGUGGAAGAGUUGGAGAAGUGAAGAGGGUUACGAAGGAGACGAAUGUGCACGUGGAGAUUAAUCUGGAUGGUAAUGCCGUGGCUGAAAAUAAUACAGGGAUACCAUUUCUGGACCACAUGUUGGAUCAACUUGCUUCGCAUGGAUUGUUUGAUGUGCAUGUGAAGGCUACUGGGGACACUCACAUUGAUGAUCAUCAUACCAAUGAAGAUGUUGCCCUCGCCAUUGGAACGGCUUUGCUACAAGCCCUUGGUGAUAGAAAAGGAAUCAACCGGUUUGGAGACUUCUCAGCUCCACUUGACGAAGCACUAAUACAUGUUUCAUUGGAUUUAUCUGGAAGACCACAUUUGGGUUAUGAUCUACACAUACCGACAGAGAGAGUUGGUACAUACGACACUCAGCUGGUGGAGCACUUCUUUCAGUCCUUGGUCAAUACCUCUGGAAUGACACUCCACAUACGGCAAGUAUGAUUGUUCGACUCAUUUCACAUCUUCAGUGAUGGUUAGGCAUAGCGAUGCUUUUUUGUUACUACUGAUGGUAACAAUUCUUUGACAUGAUUUCUUAUGUUUACAGAAAAAGUGAAUACACCUUUGAUAAUUUACUUA